AUGAAGAUCGCCACUUCCCUUAUCGCUGCCCUUUUCUUGGCCUCGGCUGCCACUGCCGUCAUGCCCGAUGACCCCGCCAAGAUCGAUACCUGCACCAAGCCCGGUCAGGUCGCUUUGACCUUCGAUGACGGUCCCGGCCUCUACAACGACCAGCUCUUGGCCCUCUUGGCCAAGAAGAACGUCAAGGCUACCUUCUUCGUCCUUGGUUCCAUGGUUGCUGCCAACGCCCAGCAGGCCGGAGCCCUCAAGAAGAUCCUUGCUGGCGGCCAUCAGUUGGCCUCGCACACCUACUCCCACGGCAACUUGGACAAAAUGACCGAAGACGCCAUGCGCUUGGAGAUCUCCAAGACCUCAGACAUCAUGUUCCAGCACGCCGGUGUCCGCCCCGCCUACAUGCGUGCCCCCGAGGGUAACUGCGCAGCCGUCUGCACCAAGGUCAUGGAGUCCCUCGGCCUCGUCAUCUCCCACUGGAAUGUCGACACCAACGACUGGCGCUUCACGACCUUGGCCCCCGCCGCCGCCACCGAGAAGUCGAUGGAGGAGAUCAACAAGGUCAUCAUCCAGGGCUCCAACCCCGCCACCGACUCCUCCAUCCUCCUCGAGCACGAGAUCCACAAGUUCUCCGUUGACCUCCUCGCCGAGCGUGUUAUCGACGCCAUCACCGCCAAGGGUUACAAGUUCGUCACCAUGGAGGAGUGCGUUGGCAAGCCCGCUUACCUCACCGGUUCCGUCGUCCCCCCCGUUGUUCCCCCCACCACCAACACCACCACCACCGGCGCCGUUGUCCCCCCUACCGGCUCCGUCGUCGCCCCAUCCGGCAGUGCUACCAUCGGUUCUCCUCAGUCGACCGCCUCUGGCACUGGCGCCAUCGUCCCCACCAUCACCACCGGUAACAAGGGCACCAACUCUGCUGGCCUCGUCCGUGCUGGUGCCUGGGCCAUGGGUGUUGCCGCCGCUGUCGGUUUCGCCAUGCUCUAA
Linnemannia hyalina is the source of this 978-nucleotide messenger RNA. Lineage: Eukaryota; Fungi; Mortierellomycota; Mortierellomycetes; Mortierellales; Mortierellaceae. The record is from the annotation of a GenBank genome assembly.